Schizophyllum commune H4-8 is the source of this 744-nucleotide messenger RNA. RefSeq lists its product as uncharacterized. The transcript is spliced from 6 exons. The coding region runs from base 1 to 432 and encodes 143 amino acids. The record is from RefSeq and is a predicted model, not a curated record. NCBI's taxonomy places the organism in Eukaryota, Fungi, Basidiomycota, Agaricomycetes, Agaricales, Schizophyllaceae.
AUGACGAGCCCAAAUUCUGAAGCGGCAUUCAACUAUAGUACGGUCGCUCGAUAUGCGAAGACUCUUGCCCCGCCUAGAAGAUCACCUCUUGCAGCCUACGCGCGCUCGCCUCGCGGCCAGGGUUGCAACCCGCUCACCAACGAUGUGUCAUGCUUUUCCGUGCCCUGUUUGCGUUCUGUGACACUACCGUCCAUCCGCCUCGCGCGAGUUUGCUGGCAGUGGCACGCUGUCGCACUCUCAGCCCUCUGGUCGUCCAUCAAGCCCGAGCAGGUCGCGAUCCAGUACAUCCUGAGCAAUGCGCUUGAAGUCUGUAGGGCGUGGGUUUCAUGGUCGCAUAGCCAUCUUGCGCGCGGCACGCUGCUGCUGGGAAUAAUUGCCAGCUUGUCGCCGUCAUACGCGAGGUCCAAGUCAGUUCGCAAGCGAGGGCUUUGAGAAGGGUCGUGUUUACGCUGGAGUCUCGCAUUCACCCUGCCGCUUGUCAUCACGAAUGUCCUGGCGACGACGCUCGUGAGCGCUUAGUCCGGGCCUACCGACGCGGCGUCGCUGUAUCACUUUGACCCUUCUCGGGCGGAAGCACGGUCGGAGGGUGUUCGUGUUGGCCGCAUCAGACGCGACUUCCACCACAGGGCUGCGUCCCAAAUGAAUACUUCUAUCCUCGAGUCUGGUGUAGUAGUAUCCUGUCUCAUGUGUACCAACAUAGUCGUACUCGAAGCCUAUGCGCCACCCAUGACCAACGUGAUAUGA